Molecule: messenger RNA, 1188 nt
Organism: Solanum pennellii
Lineage: Eukaryota; Viridiplantae; Streptophyta; Magnoliopsida; Solanales; Solanaceae
Product: 11-beta-hydroxysteroid dehydrogenase 1B-like
Molecular function (GO): oxidoreductase activity
Source: RefSeq, a predicted model, not a curated record
AUGGGGGUCAAGACGUUGUCGGCGCCGGCGGCUGACUCAAGUGCCCCCGAACCACGUGAAAUGAUCGCCUAUUACACGAAUAUACCCUCUAGUUAUUUUGUUCACACUCUCAUCACUCUAUUCAUUACACCAUUAGUUCUUAUCGCAUUCUUUGCCUUUUUACCCUUCUUUUGCAUCUCUAGGAUCAUCCUUUUUCUAUAUAAGCUUGUGGUGAAUGAAAACAUUGAAGGAAAAGUUGUUCUUAUCACUGGCGCUUCAUCAGGAAUUGGAGAGGAAUUGGCUUAUGAAUAUGCAAGAAGAGGUUGUUCAUUAGCAAUCGUAGCGAGAAGAGAGAAUAACUUUUGAAAAGUAGCUGAGAAGGCAAAGAGUUUAGGGUCUCCAGAUGUCAUAUCUAUUGUAUCCAAAGUCCAAGACUGCAAACGAUUUGUAGAUCAAACUGUCCAACAUUUUGGCCGACGUAAGCAAAUGGAUCAUCUCGUCAACAAUGCUGGAAUCACCUCUUUGUGCUCUAUCAAUGAAGUCACGGACAUUGCCAUGUUAACACCUCUUAUGGAGAUCAACUUUUGGGGGUCUGUUUACCCAACAUAUUUUGCAAUUCCUCAUCUUAAGAAGACAAGAGGCAAAGUGUUUGUCAAUUCUUCAUCCGUGGCAAUUGUGCAACCACCCUCUUUUAGUUUCUAUGCUGCGAGUAAAGCAGCACUAAUAAGCUUUUAUGAGACUGUGAGAGUGGAAUUGGCUCCAGAAAUCUCAAUUACUAUUGCAACGAUAGGUUACAUCGACUCUGAAAUAAUGGGAGGAAAACACUUGAAGGAUGGUGUCAUGCAAAUUGACUCACACAAAUUUAGUGAUGGGACUCUUCUUCCAGUUAUGAGUUGCAGUGAUUCUGCAAAAUCAAUAGUGAGUGCAAUAUGUCGAAAAGAACGACAUAUUACAGAGCCAAAAGAUAUUUGGGUGCUUUUGUUCGUUAAAACUGUGUGCCCUCAACUGUUUGAAUGGUUCUAUCGCACCUUUAAGCCCAAUGUUUGUACUGGCAAACAUACCUUAUAACUGAUUUUUAUUUUUUAUUUUAUGUUAUUGUUUUGACAUUUCUAGGAUGUUUUUUAUAACGAUCAAAGGGUGAACGGUUAAUAAACUUGAAGUUUAUUGGUUAAAUUUAUCUCUCAUUGUAAUUAUAUUAUUGGGUUAAAU